AAAACACGUGAGACCUUUUCUGACCAAACAAAAAAAAAAAAAACUCCUGCUGCAGUUGCCUCGAUCUCACUACUCUCUCUUCUCAACGACACAUUCACUCACAUUCAUCAAGAUGGUCCUGGAUUUCCUCCUCCCUUCGCCACCAAAGUCCUGGUCUGCCGACAAGACGUCGGCCUUCCACGCCAAGAUCGCGACCCCCACCAAGGCGUCGAUCCAGCCCGUUGGUCGCCAUUUCCUCGCCCAUGCACGCCGUCACAUCCACUCGCGCACCUUCUCUGAGGACGAGAAGGUGAUCUCUGAAGCCGAAGCUGCCGCCAAGAGCGCUGGCGAUGGCGAGCAGGACAACUCUGAUCUCGGUGACGAGCCCGAGGACCCCGCCAUGCUCCGCCGCGACCCCAAGGAUUGGAAGGAUCAGGACCAGUAUGCUGUCUUGGGACUCUCGGCCCUCCGUUAUAAGGCCACCGAGGACCAGAUCCGUCGUGCACACCGCAGGAAGGUCCUGAAGCACCAUCCCGACAAGAAGGCUGCUCACGGUGGUCUCCAUGACGACGGAUUCUUCAAGUGCAUCCAAAAGGCCUUCGAGACCCUCAUGGACCCCGUCAAGCGUCGCCAGUGGGAUUCCGUCGACCCCAACGUCUCGGAUCAGAUCCCCAACCCCAAGAGCAAGCAGGAUUUUUACAAGCAGUACGGACCUGUCUUUGAGCGCGAGUCGCGCUUCUCGAAUGUUCAGCCUGUCCCUCAGCUGGGUAACGCUGAGUCGUCACAGGAGGAUGUACAGGGAUUCUAUGACUUCUGGUACAAGUUCGAUUCGUGGAGGACAUUCGAGUGGAUGGACAAGGAGGACGGUGAGGGCCAUGACUCGCGUGAUGAUAAGCGAUACUUUGAGAAGAAGAACAAGGCUGAGCGUGCCAAGCUGAAGAAGGAGGACAACGCCCGUCUGCGCGAGAUUGUCGACCAGGCCUUGUCGCUGGAUCCUCGUAUCAAGAUCUUCAAAGAGCAGGCCAACAAGCAGAGGAACGCCAAGCGCCGCGAGAAGGAGGAGGCCGAGAAGCGUGCGGUCGAGGAGGCUGCUGCCACCGCCGCUGCUGCUGAGGCUGCGCGUAUUGCCUCCGAGGAGGCUGAGAAGGCUGCUCGUGAGGACGGCAAGAAGAACAAGGAGCUGUUGAAGCGUGCAGUCCGCAAGGAGAAGAAGAACUUGAAGGCCUUGAUCAAGGACAACAACUAUUUCUUGCCCGCUGGCGAGAACGCCGGACCCGCCCAGGUCGAGAAGCAGCUCGAGCUGCUGGAUGCCCUCUUGGACGGCGCCAAGGGAUUAGAUCAGCUCGAGGCUGUCCGCCAGACCUUGGAGGACGGUGUCAAGAACGGCAACAUUGCCGAGGUCUUCAAAGCAGAGGUUGCCAAGCGCACUGCUUAAGCCUUUUUUUAAAGGUCAAACAUAAUAAAGUCCCCUCUAACCAUUUU
This is a messenger RNA of Gamsiella multidivaricata, 1461 nucleotides long. Its product is annotated as DnaJ domain-containing protein. Gene Ontology annotation, molecular function: Hsp70 protein binding; ribosome binding. The transcript has a single exon. Gene Ontology annotation, biological process: regulation of translational fidelity; 'de novo' cotranslational protein folding. Gene Ontology annotation, cellular component: cytosol. Bases 113 to 1414 code for a protein of 433 amino acids. Lineage: Eukaryota; Fungi; Mortierellomycota; Mortierellomycetes; Mortierellales; Mortierellaceae. The record is from RefSeq and is a predicted model, not a curated record.